Bradysia coprophila is the source of this 380-nucleotide messenger RNA. It is a transcript of the gene wrm2, whose product is annotated as wurmchen 2 transmembrane micropeptide. Lineage: Eukaryota; Metazoa; Arthropoda; Insecta; Diptera; Sciaridae. The record is from RefSeq and is a predicted model, not a curated record.
UUAAUUAGCAUUCGUAGUCCAUCCCUAUAUUGAAAAUGGUGUUUCUGGUAAUGUACCCCGCAGUUGCACUGCUGGCUAUGUUUAUUGUGGGUGUCAUUAUAAUUUUGUUGCGAUUCGGUCCGGUAAUUUGUGGUGUAAGACAUCAUGCGUUACCGGAUAUAAAGGAGUGGGAAGAUGAAAAGGCAUACGAUCAGAGGGUUAGUUAUGCAUAAGUGCUAGGAGCCAUAAAAAUGUUAAAUUUUAAGUUUACACAUAACGUUCAGUGUAACGAUAGUAAUCUCACUUUGGCCUUAAAUUUGCAAUUUAUUAACAUUCCACGCAGCGUACGAUUUUGUGCGUUGCAGGUAUCUAGUAGAGUAGAAUUAUGGUAACUUCUAAUA